Messenger RNA from Nerophis lumbriciformis (worm pipefish), 1170 nucleotides. NCBI's taxonomy places the organism in Eukaryota, Metazoa, Chordata, Actinopteri, Syngnathiformes, Syngnathidae. The record is from RefSeq and is a predicted model, not a curated record.
AUGUGUGCGGCCAAAAAAGGAGACUUGUCUCCCAGCGAAAAGGAGUUGUUUGACGUUAUCACAGCAGGAAAUGUCCAAGAGGCCUCCAGACUGCUUGGUUGUAAAGAUGUCAGAGUAAACUGCUUGGAUGAGUACGGCAUGACGCCGCUGAUGCACGCCGCCUACAAAGGCAAAGCCGACAUGUGCCAGCUGCUGCUGAGGCACGGCGCCGACGUCAACUGCAACCAACACGAGCACGGCUACACAGCGCUCAUGUUUGCAGGCCUUUCGGGGAAGACAGACAUCACGUGGAUGAUGUUGGACGCCGGCGCCGAGACGGACGCUGUCAACUCGGUGGGGAGGACCGCGGCGCAGAUGGCUGCUUUUGUCGGGCAACAUGACUGCGUGACGGUGAUCAACAACUUCUUCUCUCGUGCUCGAUUGGACUACUACACAAAAGUGCAGGGACUAGAGAAGGAACCCAAACUCCCUCCCAAGCUGGCUGGACCCUUGCACAAGAUCAUUAUGAGCACUAACCUCCACCCUGUAAAGCUCGUAAUGCUGGUGAAGGAGAACCCGCUGCUAGCGUCACCGUCGUCGCUGGACAAGUGCCGACGCGUGGUGGAGCUCAUCUGUGAGAAGUGCAUGAAGCAGCGCGACAUGAACGAAGUUCUGGCUGUCAAGAUGCACUACAUCGGAUGCGUGCUGGACAAGUGCGCCUCAUUCCUGGAGCACAACCGCGACCAGCUGGACGGGCUGAUCAAGAGCCUCCUGAAAGGCCGAGACGAAGACGGCUUCCCGGUGUUCCAGGAGAAGUUUGUCCGCGAGUGCGUGCGCAAGUUCCCGUUCUGCGAUGCCACACUGCUGCAGCAGCUUGUGCGCAGCAUCGCACCGGUCACCGUCGGCGACGAGCCGACGGCGCUGUCGGUGUUGACGCAGGCUGUCACCGGGCAGGUAGGCUUCAUGGACGCCGAGUUCUGCACCACCUGUGGGGAAAAGGGAGCGCAAAAAAGGUGCUCCGUAUGUAAAACGGUAUUGUACUGCGACCAAUCGUGUCAGAAGUUGCACUGGUUCACGCACAAGAAAGUCUGCAAGAAGCUUCACGAGCAGCGAGAACAGCAGCAGCCGGCACAAAACCAGGCUGCGAGCGAAGAUACGAACGAGGCCCGCGAGUCCGCCCAGCAACACUGA